Peniophora sp. CBMAI 1063 is the source of this 2505-nucleotide messenger RNA. NCBI's taxonomy places the organism in Eukaryota, Fungi, Basidiomycota, Agaricomycetes, Russulales, Peniophoraceae. The record is from the annotation of a GenBank genome assembly.
AUGCUUUCACGCACUCUUUUCCAGGUUUUGCCUCUCCUUCUCUCUUCUCUACCUUCGACUUGGGCUCUCGGUUCGCACUGUUCUGCUCCUCUUGGUGCGGGUACAGCCGCUCCCGGCGAACCAUACUGGCUUCAGAACAUCACCCACCAGGGCACCGCGCCUUAUGCCACCUCAAACUACACCGUCUUCCGCAACGUCAAGGACUAUGGAGCCGUCGGAGAUGGAAUAGCGGAUGAUACUGAGGCUAUCAACGCAGCUAUUGCUGAUGGAGACCGUUGCGGCGAAGGAUGCGGAUCAACGACUGUCACUCCAGCCGUGGUCUACUUCCCUCAAGGAACAUACCUCGUCAGCGCGCCCAUUCCUGUGUACUACUACACCGAGCUUGUCGGCGAUGCACGAGAGCUCCCUACGAUUCUCGCAUCUCCGGACUUCAAUGGCUCCUGGGUACUCGAUGCUGACCCGACCAAGGCGGAUGGCAGCGACUGGUACAUCAACCAGGAUAGCUUCUAUCGCAGCAUUCGCAACCUGGUCAUUGAUCUUCGGGACAUGAACGCUACGUCCGGCACAGGCAUCCAUUGGGAAGUCUCUCAGGCUACUUCGCUUUACAACAUCGUUGUCGAGAUGUCCGACGCCAACAACACGGGACAACUUGGCAUGUUUAUGGAGGAUGGUUCUGGUGGCUUCAUGGCUGACCUUGUGUUCAAUGGAGGUGCUGUCGCUAUGAUGGUCGGCAAUCAAUACGCUCACUCAGAUCCUAGAUUCACAGUCCGCAACGUCACCAUCAACAACGCAGUGACCGCUGUCUCUGCACUAUGGGGUUGGGCUUGGACCUGGCAAGGUGUAACGAUCAACAACUGCUCCGUCGGCUUUGAGAUUGCCGACGGCGUAGGCUCGGAGACUAUCAUCGACGCCGUCGUGACCAACACCCCGGUCUUCAUUGAGCGAAGCAAUACUACAUCGACGAUGCUCGACGGCUCGUUCGUGCUUAUCAACGUGCAGCUUGAGAACGUCACCACAGCCGUCGGACUUGCGGAUAAGACUGUUCUCCUUGAGGGUGGAACGACCACGAUCGAUACCUGGGUUCAAGGGGACGUCUUCUCAGUCUACACCGACUCGCUAGGCGCAGGGUCGCACAAUGGUGCUCUCACAUUCUCAGGUUCCAGCGCAGAGUUCGCCGGAGGCUCUUAUACUACGCCAAUUCGCAAGCCAAAGUCACUUCUCGAUGAGGAAGGCCGCAUGUUCGGCAAGACUCGUCCCACGUACGCAGACUAUUCCGUGGAUCAGUUUGUGAGCGUCAAAGACGAAGGCGCGGUAGGCGAUGGAGAGACGGACGACACCGCUGCCCUGCAAGCUGUCUUCGAUAAGUACGCCGGCUGCAAGAUCAUCUACUUCGACGCCGGUAUCUACAUCGUCUCUUCACUCUUGAAGAUUCCGGCUGGCGUUCACGUCGUGGGAGAGGCCUGGACCCAAGUCAUGGUUAGCGGGGAGCUGUUCGCUGACAUCGAUCGGCCCACCGUCGCGGUACAGGUUGGAGAGAAAGGCUCGAAAGGUUUCGCCGAGUUCAGCUCUUUCAUCUUCACGUCGCGCGCACCUGCUGGCGGUGCCAUCAUCAUGGAGUGGAAUGUCCACGAUCCCGAAGAUCAGCAAGGCGCUGCGGGAAUGUGGGAUGUCAUCUUCCGGCUGGGUGGCGCCGAGGGCACGAAUCUGCAACUUGAAGGAUGCGGUAACUCGCUUCCCGCGAACGAGACUAUGGACUGUCAAGCCGCGUUCCUUAGCAUGCAUAUAACUCCAGAAGCGAGUGCAUACCUCGAGGGCACCUGGUUCUGGUUGGCUGAUCACGAUCUGGAUGCGAAUGCGAGCGCAACAGACGUCACGCUUUUCAGCGGGCGAGGAAUCCUGAGCGAGUCGCGCGGACCCGUUUGGAUGGUCGGUACUGCUUCGGAGCACCACGUCCUCUACAUGUACAACUUCGUCAACGCUGCCGACCACUACGUUGCCGUGGCUCAAACCGAGUCCGCGUACUUUCAACCGUUCCCCGCGGCACCGGAACCUUUCUCGCUAUCCAAAAAGUACCAUGAUCCUCCACUCUCCAGCGACGGGAUGGGUUGGGCGAUGAACUUUGCGAACUCGAGCGACAUCCUCAUGCUGAACGGCGCACUUUAUGUGUGGUUCAGUAACUAUAGUCAGUCUUGUCAACCGACGCUCGAGUGUCAAAAGCAGCUCGUCAACGUCGACUCUCACUCGACGGUCACUCUUGCAAACGUCAAUACCGUGGGUACGGCCGGCACAUUCAGCGUCGGCAACUCGGUAGCCAUUUGGGCCUCGUCCAUCGCGAACAAGUUCACGAACACCGCGAGUCUCAUCAACGUGCGCCCAGUGCAGGGCAAGGGUGGCGAGCCUUGGGCUAGCAAGAUAUUCCAGCAGCUGAUGUCGGCCAACUGGGGUCCGCUUGGGGACCUGAACCCUACUUCACUCAGCGCAACCGUGUUCUUCUCCGAAACCUGA